AUGUCAUACGGGCGUUACAAGACCACAGAAGAAAUCGAAAGUGAGGAAAACCCCACCGAGUUCUGGAUUGAAGGCUCCCCGAGGCGUGCCAACUACAAGCGCAGUGAGGAGGAUGUUAUAAGUCACUUCACUACUCUUCAAUCUAAACGAAAAGAAGGGAAGUUGCCGGAAUACGAUCCUUACUGGGACAAAGAGCUCUUGAGUGACCUUACCAAGGCUGGGGGCACUAUUCGCAACAUCGUCACACUGGAUCUUGGUAGUCUUUGCUACUGCGACGAAUCAGACUUCGAAGGUAUCGCGCGGGCACAUCUGUUCGCUCGCAGUAUUCUCAAAGUAUUGUCCGACGCGGCAAACGAGGUGACAAGGUCGGGCAGCCUUGACCCGUUAGAAGGGGCUAGAUUUAUUUGUGAAGAUGAUCAUUACGGAAAGGAGGAUCUCAAGUACCUUGGAAUGAGUUACCUGAGUGACGGAACGGAGGGAUGGACCAAUGGCGGUCGCAUCCUGCAGAGAAACAGCAACGAGGGCGUAGGUUGGUCUUACCUUGAAGGAGGCAACGGCGACUACAUCUUCAUCACCUUCAACCCCAAGAAUCCCAUUCGCCAGCUUCUCGCCAAUUUGCUCUACACAGCCGAUGAAUUAAAAGAUAGUUCAACCUGGAGGACCGCGAAGCUUGCCAAGCCUCGCGCAAUCAUUUGUCGAGAUCCAACAAAGGAAGGCAUAGACGAGCGAGAUCCAACCGAUUACCGUGUCAGGAACUGGUUCAACAUGCACUACGACCAAGUACACAAGUUUGAUGAGGGUACCGGGAAUAAGAUAUGGGGAGGAAACAUCUAUCUCUACACCUUGAAGGCUAAGGUUUAA
This is a messenger RNA of Alternaria hordeiaustralica, 861 nucleotides long. RefSeq lists its product as uncharacterized. The coding region runs from base 1 to 861 and encodes 286 amino acids. The record is from RefSeq and is a predicted model, not a curated record. NCBI's taxonomy places the organism in Eukaryota, Fungi, Ascomycota, Dothideomycetes, Pleosporales, Pleosporaceae. The transcript has 2 exons.